AUGGCCAGCAAAAGACCCCGAUCAGCCUUCGAGGCUGAUCUCCAGGCCCAACAGUCUCCCUUCGCCUUCUUUGGCACGCCGUUGCCACCCCUCGACCCAAGCGUUCGGGACGAUGGAUCCUACGUACCCGUGUGGAAGCAGGAGGUAACGGAUGAGCGAGGACGGAAGCGACUGCACGGCGCCUUCACUGGAGGAUUCAGCGCCGGGUAUUUUAAUACGGUGGGUUCAAAGGAAGGAUGGACGCCAGCGACCUUCGUUUCAUCCCGCGCAAACCGCGCUCAAAAAGCGAAACAGCAGCAGGUUGAAGACUUUAUGGACGAGGAGGAUGUACGUGAGGCUGAAGAGUCAAAGCAGCUUCAGACUUCCGAGGACUUUGCUGGUUUUGGCUCGACCAAGUCCCACCUCGCCCAAAGUGGCGGUAUCAUGGACCUUCUCAAAGCCGAUGGCGAGACCAUGGGAGUGAAACUUCUGAAGAGAAUGGGCUGGAGAGAAGGCCAAGGUAUUGGGCCAAAAGUACGUCGAAAGGCAAACCUAGGCGAUGGUACACAACCCGGAAACGAACCGCAACCUUCGACACAUCUCUUUGCGCCUGAAAAUGCGCCCACAGUGACCUUCAUCCGGAAGACAGAUCAUAAAGGACUCGGCUUUGAAGGAGAAUCACGACUCGAGUCUAACCUGCUGUUAGAAAGCGGACGAGAUGAUAACGACAACGAAGAUGCCCCUGAUUCGUUCUUUGGCCAGCGACUAGAAGCACGUAAGAAGACCAAAGAAAAGAAGGCUCCUCGUCACGGUGGAUUUGGCGUCGGAAUAUUGAACGAUACCGGAUCAGAUGACGAAGAUCCGUAUUCAAUGGGACCCCAGAUAUCCUACAAUCGUACUAUUGGCGGUGACAAGAAGAAGAAAAAACCCAAAGGUGCUGAUGGGGGCAAGCUCACAAGUAGCUCAGCCAACCCGCUCCUAAAUAACAAACCCGUAUAUAUCUCGAAGAAAACAUCUUUAGCCGGUUUCCGCAAGUGUCAUGAUGGUCGGUUGCCGCUCGAGGGCUUCGUUCUCGCAGAUGCCAUUUCUAGCCUAUCUCUUUCUUCCGGAAAAGUCUUUGCACCACCUAAGAUACCAGAGGGUUGGAAGCCUACUAAGACUCCAACUACAGACCGAGACACUACUGGCUACACGUCCACUGCCGAUGCUGCCAAAGCCUCCACCCUUGAUCCCAAAACCCGUGCCCAGCUUCUAGGGGAAGACCAAUUGCCUGGUAAAUCAAUUUUUGACUGGAUGACUCCGGAGGCCCGCGAGAGGAUAGCCAAAUUGACUGGCAAAACUGAUUUGCCUCCAGCGUUGGGAGAGAAAGCUCCGAAAGGAUAUGAAAUCUCUGAUUCCGAGAAGCGCAGAAACAUAUGGGAUCUCGUCCCUAAACUUGAUAAAGCCGUUGCUGUCCAGGCCUUGAGUAGAGCCGUUGGAGGCUGGAUGCCCUACGCCGAAGACGAAAGCAAAAGGAGCCGUUAUCGCGUGUUUUUGGAGGUGCGAGCUGGUUUGAAAGACGGCCUACCAGACCGACUGCCAGGCUCGACAACGGAUGAUUGGGUUACAGAAAUGAGAGAGUUUGCUAGAGCUGCGGAGGUUUUCAAGCCAGUGUCUGGUGUGAUAGCCUCUCGGUUUACUUCUGCCAGUUCAGCUCCUAAGCUAGCAUCUGACCAGCUUGAUGCUUCCAGCCCCCUCUUGACCCAACCCGCAUCGAAGCCUGAAGACCCCGCCGAGGAGGCAGCCAAGAUUGGUAUGUUCGGGCCUAUGACUCGUAGUACAAUCUCUUUCUUCCCUACUCGUCUACUCUGCAAACGCUUCAACAUCAAGCCUCCAGCUCAUGUUCAACUCGACCCGGGAGAUAUUCUGGGAGGGGAGGCUUCUAAUGCUACACGAUUCACAACCACAACGACGUCUCGUCCUUCGGACAACUCCCGGCUCGAUCUUGUGUCUCAAGAUGUGAUGAAUCAAUUACUUGCGGAAUCUACCAAGACUGAUCGGACAUUAAGCACAGCUCCGAUUGUUGUUGAACCAGAAAAGAAUGAAGCUCUAGAAGCAGACCGACCCGGGGAAGCCGUUUUUAAGGCGAUUUUUGGGAGCGAUGAGGAGAGUGAUGAGGAGAGUGAUAAAGAAUAA
Messenger RNA from Talaromyces proteolyticus, 2154 nucleotides. RefSeq names its product putative G-patch domain protein. NCBI's taxonomy places the organism in Eukaryota, Fungi, Ascomycota, Eurotiomycetes, Eurotiales, Trichocomaceae. Gene Ontology annotation, biological process: mRNA processing. The transcript has 3 exons. The record is from RefSeq and is a predicted model, not a curated record. Gene Ontology annotation, cellular component: nucleus. Gene Ontology annotation, molecular function: RNA binding. The coding region runs from base 1 to 2154 and encodes 717 amino acids.